AUGAGUUUACGCCUCCUCACCCCCAAUUUUCUCCCACGCAACUUCUCUCAUUACACACCACCAAGGCUCUCGUUUUCUACAUUUUCUUCUGCCAAAAUGGAGCCUGUCAAUUCGGCUUCGGAAUUCACCGUGCCUGAUCCUCUUUUACUCCACACUAAAAUCGCCGCAAUUCGUUCAGCCGGUCCUCAAAAGAUUCAGGUGAUUGCUGAUUUUGAUGCCACAUUAACUAAGUUUUCGGUUAAUGGAACUCGUGGCCAAACCAGCCAUGGCCUUUUGCAGCAGGAUAAUCCAGAAUAUAAUGCCAAAAGGCAGCACUUAUAUGAACAUUACCAUCCAUUAGAAUUUUCUCCUACUCUUGGACUUGAAGAAAAAAGGAAACUCAUGGAAGAAUGGUGGGGAAAAACGCACGGUCUUCUUAUGGAGGGAGGACUUACAUAUGAAUCAAUUAAACAGUCAGUUGCUAAUGCUAACAUUGCUUUUAGGGAAGGUGUUUCUGAGCUUUUUGAUUUUUUGGAGGAACAAGACAUUCCUGUCUUAAUAUUCUCUGCAGGGCUUGCUGAUAUCAUUGAAGAGGUUCUAAGACAGAAGCUUAAAAGAUCCUUCAAAAAUGUGAAGAUAGUAUCGAACAGGAUGGUCUUUAAUGACGAUGGUCAACUUGUAUCUUUCAAAGGAAAGUUGAUUCACAGCUUAAAUAAAAAUGAGCAUGCUCUUGAUAUGGCUGCACCUGUUCACGAACACUUUGGUGAUAUUGAUGUUCCAACUGAUGACAAUGAAUUGCUCAAGAAGAGAACCAAUGUUCUCCUUCUUGGUGAUCACACUGGAGACUUAGGAAUGUCCGAUGGUUUAAAUUAUGAUACUCGAAUUUCCGUGGGAUUUUUGAACCACAACAUUGAGAACUCACUUAGCAUCUACAAAGAAGCUUUUGAUGUUGUUUUAUUGAAUGACGCACCUAUGUGGGAAGUUAUCAAACUGGUCUCUCAGAUGUGUUCGAGUGAGAAGUGA
Vicia faba (fava bean) is the source of this 1002-nucleotide messenger RNA. The record is from the annotation of a GenBank genome assembly. NCBI's taxonomy places the organism in Eukaryota, Viridiplantae, Streptophyta, Magnoliopsida, Fabales, Fabaceae.